Messenger RNA from Cryphonectria parasitica EP155, 1653 nucleotides. RefSeq lists its product as uncharacterized. NCBI's taxonomy places the organism in Eukaryota, Fungi, Ascomycota, Sordariomycetes, Diaporthales, Cryphonectriaceae. The record is from RefSeq and is a predicted model, not a curated record. The coding region runs from base 1 to 1653 and encodes 550 amino acids. The transcript has a single exon.
AUGAUUCAACAAACCCGUUUCGCCCACGAUCUUGCUAAGCUGCUCACACCACUCCCAUGCCGUGCUCCCAACAGCACGCACGAGGCUGGCCCCUCUCAACCUGAUGUAACAUCCUGGUACAAUACCUCUGGGGUCACAGUCGCUGCCGCCACUUCAUCAGCAGCGGCUCACGACGCCAACAUUUGUCACGCCGAAUGGGGCGCCAGACAACUUCCCAGUGGACCAACUCCCGAUGCAGAGACGCUCUUCCAAGCCUGUUCCAUCUCCAAGCCCUUCCAGAGCCUGGCUAUUCUCCACUACAUCAGUGAGGGGGCCAUCUCGAGCCUCGAUGACCCCGUCAAGCUGUAUCUAUCGGAGGCGACAUACCGCACGCUCCUCGACACUUCGAUCCGAAGGGGUAUGCCGGAGAAACUGGCCGCCCAGAUGCUCGACAGGAUGACCAUCACGCAACUUCUCUCGCACACGGCGGGCACAUCGGCCUCGGGCUUCCUGGGCUACCCGGAGACGAGCAGCCGUGUGCUCUCAACGACAGAGAUCCUGAAGGGUGGGUUCGGCAAUGCAAACAGCCCGGCUGUGUACGUCCACGCCCUACCUGGGGUGCAGUUUGAGUACUCUGGCGGCGGUUCAACGAUCCUGCAGGCCAUGCUGGAGAACAUCGGUGCCGGUGACGGCUUCGGCUCGUUUGCGGAGCUGAUGAAGGCCAAGGUCCUGGAGCCGUUGGGCAUGAUGAGGUCCUUUUAUUGUGGCGGUGUGCGCCUCCCAGAGGACGAGGGGAACUACGCCACAGGCUAUCAAAACGGUGUGCAUGCCCUGGAGGCUGGCGAGUAUCACGUCCAUCCAGAGCAAGGUGCUGCUGGGCUUUGGACGACGUCUGUGGAUCUCGUCAAGGGCAUAACAGGCUUCGCUCACACGCUGCUCGGAACUGCCUCGGCCAUCAAGCUGAACGGAAAGCCGUGGAUCCGACCAGAAGUGGCCCAGGUCAUUCUGCAGAAGCGGUCAGAGCUUGGGCAUGGGGAGACUACGUACUACUGCGGCUUCGGUGUCGCCUUCUUCGAUGGGGAAGACGAGUUUGCGAGGGAUGAGCACCUUGUGAGGAUCUCACAUGCCGGGGGAAACCAUGGCUAUCGAUGCUGGGCGGCAGCUGUGCUUCCACUUCCCGACAAGAUCGAUGCGAGUCAAAAGGAUAAUAUCGCCAUUCAUGCACAAGCAAUCAUGACGGACUCUAACUAUGGCGGAGAAAUUGUGGGUCCACUGAUGGCCGCCAUCAGCGAGAUGCUCGACAGCCCUCUCGGACCAGGAGGGUUGGCCACGUACGGAGAAUUCACGCCCUUUAUUGCUCUCGAGGAGGAGACCAUAGCGGCAGAGCCCAGCUUGGAUGCGUACGAGGGAGAGUGGGAGAUCAAGGACAGGUCUCAGACGCUACGUAUCGUGACGAGGCCGAAGCCGGUUGUCAUAUUCAGCCACCUGCAGGAUGUUGAGCUGCCACUCUGGGCGGUGGCAGCGAGGAGAGGUCCUGGCUUUGUGAGGCUGCGCGCCAGUUCUUUGGAUGUGGUCCUGGAUUUUGGGGCCAAGAAGGGCGACGGUGAGGCAUCGUUAACACUCUGUACUGCUGGCUCCAGGAUCAAGUGCUCCAAGCUGCGCUCAGGACAGUAA